AUGGGUUCCAAUAGUCCCUCGAGCUUUCCUAGAUCCUUCACAUACCUCAUGAACCAAACCGGUACACCUCAAACACCUCCGUUUUGUACCCAAUCACCUUCGUUUAGUACCCAAACACCUCUCUUUGGUACCCAAACUCCUCUGUUUAGUACUCAGACACCUCUCUUCGGUGACCAAACUCCUCUCUUUAGUACCCAAACCAGCUCCACCGCAGAUGACGCUGAUGAUGGAGACGAGAGCUCACCAUUGGCUACACGGGAAGCGAGAAGAAGAUGGUCAAUCGCAGAAGAUGGGGCGCUGGUGACCGCGUGGUUAAACACUAGCAAAGAUGGCGUGACUGCAAAUGAACAGAAAGCUCAAGCGUUUUGGAAACGGGUUUGCAUCUACUAUCAUGGGUGUACUGCGGUGAAGGACUUCCCUCCUCGCCUGUGGAAUACUUGCAAGCAGAGAUGGACGAAAAUAAACAAAGAAGUGCAGUGGUUUUGCGGAUGCUUUGACAUGGCGAGCCGUCAAGCUACAAGCGGCCAAUCCGAUGAUGAUAUCUUCCAGAUGGCUUACAAGUUCUAUUACCAGGAUCAUAAGACCAACUUCGUCUUAGACCAUGCGUGGAGAGCUCUUAGAAACGAUCAGAAGUGGUGUUCUCAAUAA
Molecule: messenger RNA, 648 nt
Organism: Microthlaspi erraticum
Lineage: Eukaryota; Viridiplantae; Streptophyta; Magnoliopsida; Brassicales; Brassicaceae
Source: the annotation of a GenBank genome assembly